GCAGGACUGCGAGAUUUCACAGCCGAAGACUCGUCUACGUCAGCUCUUAUUAAGAUGAGCGAUCUGAGUCCUCAAACAGCAGAAACUAUCGACAGAGAGAUUAACCAAGUUCUAGCAGACAGCUACCAACGGGCAAAAGAUAUUCUUGUAAAACAUCGGAGAGAACACCAGCUUCUAGCUGAAGCGCUCCUGGAAUACGAAACGCUGUCAGCAGAGGAGGUUAAGCAGGUCAUAGCCGGAAAGAAGAUAAAGCGUCCAAAUCCAGCAGAGGUGCGCAGAAGCACUGACAGUCUCCACCACAAUCCGCUUGUCCGUAUUCACAUAUUCGAAGAGGGCAGGAAAUAA
Messenger RNA from Haemonchus placei, 345 nucleotides. The record is from the annotation of a GenBank genome assembly. NCBI's taxonomy places the organism in Eukaryota, Metazoa, Nematoda, Chromadorea, Rhabditida, Trichostrongylidae.